Molecule: messenger RNA, 3222 nt
Organism: Ceutorhynchus assimilis (cabbage seed weevil)
Lineage: Eukaryota; Metazoa; Arthropoda; Insecta; Coleoptera; Curculionidae
Source: the annotation of a GenBank genome assembly
AUGUCGUUGGCCAAACUUGACUGUGAUAAUGUUGCUCUAAAGCAAGAAGAAUCCAUGAAACUGGAUAAAAAGACAAUUUCAUACAACGAUAUAGCUGCGAAAUUAUUGGAAGACAAACUGUUUUUGAGUGCUUUAGAAUUGCACACCGAAUUGGUUGAGGCUGGUAAGGAAUUGAAAGUUUUAAGGGAUUUCUUUUCAAAUCCUGGCAACUUUGAGACACCAACACAAGAGUUUACAGCAAGAUUAUCACGUUCUGGAAGCCAGGCGACAUUAGAUAGUUUAGAUUUGACGAGAUAUUCCGAAGAUGGGACUGCUGGAGACGAAAAAGUGGCUGUGCUAGAGUUUGAGCUACGAAAAGCCAAAGAAACCAUAAAUGCUCUAAGAAAUAAUCUCACUUUUGCUAUAGAGUCUGAAACAAGCACUCCAGACAAAGGUUCACUAAGAAAUGCUGCAUUUACAACAAUCAGGCCUCACGAACAAAGAGCCUUAAAUUUUUUAAUUAAUGAAUAUUUGCUUUUACAAGGCUACAAAUUAACUUCCAUAACUUUUGCUGAUGAAAAUCAAAAUCAGGAUUUUGAUGAUUGGGACGAUGUUGGGCUUAAUAUAGCCAAACCGCCUGAAUUAUUGCAUUUAUAUAGGGCAGGUUUGAAACAGAGUGGACGAGAUAGUGUUGGGACUGGCACUCAAACAGAUUUUGAUGAAAUACUUGAGAAGGAUAAUUUAAUUAGGGACCAAAAAUGCGAGUUAGAAAAAUUAAAAUCAAAGCUGCAUGCAAUCAUAAAUGAAAUGGAAAAGGAAAAUAUUGAAGAAAUUUCUGAAGUUACAUCAAUGGAGAGUGGUGAUUCGCCAGAAAGGUUUGAAAUGGUUGAUAAAAACAUGCCCUCAUUCAAAAAAACUGACGUUGAAGAUAGUUUAUCAAAUAAUAGUUUUAAUGCUAACGAUUGGACUAAAAUAAGCAUUCCAGAACGUGACACUAAUAAUGAGACGCAUUUUGAUAAAGAAAAGGAAUUCAAUAAUUUAAAUUUGGAAUCCUUCACCAAAGAUGUUUUCAGCUUAUGCUACAUUAACACUGAUAUGGACUAUGACAUUCUAAACCAAAAUAUUGACAAUAUAGAAAAAUUGGUGCACAUUCUAUCUCAAUCUUUAUUAAAAUUAAUACCAAAUAUUAUUUUAAAUAAGAGGGAAGAUGCGAUACCUUUACUCAUGACGGCCAUUUAUCUGAAUCCAAAAGCCUCUGAAAGGGAUAAAUUAUUACAGCAAUUAUUUCAUUUGAAGAAAAGACCAACUGAAACUGAAAGACUCAUUAUAUUAGCUGCUGUCAUUGGCAUAUCAAAAUACACAGGAGAACAGUUAGUGGAAAAUGAAAUUUUGCCUCAGUGCUGGCUGCAACUCACCCACAAACACGUUGAAAGGCGAUUGUUAGUAGCAGAGUCUUGUACAGUGUUAAUUCCAUACGUUUCAAGUCCUAUACGAAACUCAUUGAUUCUAUCAAUGCUACAACAAAUGUUGGAAGACAAGGAAGAAGUUAUUAGGGAACAAAUUAUUAAGGCUUUAGCCUUGCUAGUUUGUCAAUGUAAGGAUUCAGACAAAUAUUUACAAUGUGAACAAAUUGCUUUGAAUAGUUUGAAUGAUAACAGCAAUUCGGUGGUGAAUUUGAGUACAGAGAUUCUGUUCCCAGUGUUGGCUAAAUGGGCUUUACAGGAAGGUUAUUUGAAUUCGAGUCUACUCAAAAAAUUACUGCACAAACUUAAUGAGGGCAUUAAAAAUAUUGAAUCUCAAUCAAAAGUUAGUCAAGAAAUUGAUAAAAUUCAUAGAAUAUUAGCUGUGAUUGAUAAUUUGCUACCAUUUUUGAUGAUGUUGGUAGUGUAUCAUGAAAAUGUGAUAAGUAAUAUUGAAAAAGACGUUGUGAUACCUUUAAGAUCUGAUUUUAUCAAUUUAUGUAAUAGAUUAACGAAUCCAGAAAAUUUCAUGAAAUCUGACUUAAAUAUUGGAACAGUUUUAUAUGAGUUUGAUAGAUAUAUUGAAGAAAAUCCCAAUAUUUCUUGGUCGGAUAUGGAUUGGGUAGUUGAUAUAAUGUUGCCAGAUCUAUUUAAUAAUCUCCAUCACAUAGAACUAGCUCACCAAUCUCUCCUCGAAGGAUUCCUGAACCUUUUCUCCCAUAUUUGCAUAUUAUUCGGCCACAAUUUCAUCAAAUACAAAGUCCGUCCGCCUUUGCACAAAAAAAUCCAAAGCUUAGAACAAAUCAUUAGCAGUUUCAAUCAAUUCUGUCCCAGCCUUAACAUAAUUCCUAUUUAUGUCACAAUAUUGAGUUUCAUCAGAGAUUACGAAGAGCUAUCGUCGGUUUUUAAAAAAUUCUUAUGCGCUUUGCCUUUAUGUGGAAGCCCUUUGGAUUGUUUGGAGAUUACUGUCAAGAAGAUGUGCGAAAUUGGACUACAAAAUAUGGUAGUUGAGUGUUUGUGGACUGGAGUUGUACAUCAAAGACCUCUAGUCAAAUCAGCCGCAGCCAGUAUGUUCUGUUCUAUUAUUGGAAGUUGUAGCGAGGAAUUGCUCAAGACAAAAGUGGCGGGGGCAAUUGUUACUUUAGCUAAUGAUAGCGACAGCUUGGUUCGUACCGCUACGGUUCCAGCCUUAGGCCGUCUAAUAACAAAUUGUAGCAUCAAAGAAAUACACGACAAGGCUUACAUGCAAAUACAGACAUUUUUAAACGAUCCAACUCUGAAAGAAAAUCAUACAAUUUCCCGUCAGCUUAUAGUGACUAUGGGAAAUAUAUUUGGAAGUAGCUGUAGUACAUUCAGAAAUGAUGUCAUUCUUCCUCAACUUACCAAUUUUUCCGCAUUUAUGUCUCAAAUGUCGAAUCACACUAGGAAAGUGGAUAUGGCUCUUGCAUUAGUUGAAGCUUUUACUCAUGUCGUUUAUAGUCCUCUUAAUAAAGAUUGCAUUAGUAAUGUAGUUAAACCAGGAUUGAAGUGUUUGGAGACAGUGAUUUCCGAAAAUCCCUCCCUUUCAAUACAUCACGAAACAGUAUUUUCAAUGAUUAAAGAAUGUGAAAAUAAGUCAAAUUUAAGUAGCCCAAGUUCGUCAGUGGAACGAAGUAAUAAGCUGCAAAAUGUUAAUCAAGGAGUAGAAGAAAUGAGGCAAAGAAUGAGUAAAAUUUUUAAUAAACCUAACAUUCCAAAGUCGAAUACUUUACCAAAUUUGCAAGGGAUAUUUAAAAAGAAAUAA